Messenger RNA from Pocillopora verrucosa, 678 nucleotides. Lineage: Eukaryota; Metazoa; Cnidaria; Anthozoa; Scleractinia; Pocilloporidae. The record is from RefSeq and is a predicted model, not a curated record.
AUGAAUUCUACAGAAGAAAGUGGUUCCGUUCCUUCUGUUGUUGAAGCCGAUGUUGUUUUGCAGAACCCUUCUUCAAAUUCACAGUUGAUGAAUGAGGUUUUCUCUCUUUUUAAAGGCUACUUGACCUCUCAAUUGGGAGAGAAAGGGAAGCAGUUUGAGCGAAGCUCUAAGUCCGACAAAGAAGCUGCAGACAUUAAGUUCAAAGGUAACCGAAAGCAGUUUGAGUUGAAUUCGCAACUGGACAACAUAUUAACACGAAUCGACGAGAGUGCCAGUAGCCCGGCUGAUGUUCACAAGUUGGUUGAAGAAGGAAAACUGCUCAUCAAAAAGCGUCAGAAGUUGAUCAAAAUCGCCGACAAGAACAAAGAUGGCUGGCUUGUUGUCCAAGAAUACGAGUCCGACGAUCUCGCUUCAGACUCCGAAGAUGAGAAGAAGAUACGUAAAGCCAAGGCUGCCGCUGAGAAGAAGAGAAAAGAAACGAAGAGUAUCAGCGGUAACACUUCGAAAAAAUUUAAGUCUUCUAGUGACUAUCAGCUUUUUCGCUAUAAGACCUCUACUUAUUUUUACUUUGUGAAGUUCUGGGUCCUUUUGAUGUUUGCUUCAGACUAUCUUUGGAGUUGCAUCCCGGUUGGUGUUAAGCCUAACCUAGGAGAGUAUCUCGACAUUAUUGAAGUCUAA